GUUCAGCUUCCUGGAAGAUGCGAUGAAAUUUCUGCUCGAAGAUGUCGCUAUAUAUACAGAUAAAAAGAUGAAGAAUAAGAGGUUGGUGUACUGUUUGAAUAAAGCUCAUAUAACUUGAGGAAAACAUGGCGUGCAGUUAUCCACACAAAUGGACACUACACUGCAGAAAGUGCAAGACUCAAUUAGCAUCAAACAACAUCCUUGUCCUUGGCAUUGUACCGCCAUCCCAACACCAUUUGGCGGUCAAACCAGGAAGAGAAAAAGACGUUCAAGACUAUGUGAGAAAAGUAGAAAGACACGAAGAGAACGCUAGGAGAGCGAUGAUGUCCAAGUAUAAGUUGCUCUGUCAAAGCUGCGACGCCAAAGUUGGAGGAGAAGAGGUGAUAGAGGGGGAAGAAACUCUUUGUUUUAAGGCAGAAGCGAUCUUUAUUAAAGAUCGCUACGGCAGGGAAAUCAAGGAAAACAAGCUCAAAAAACUUGUACCCGAGCUAAAAGCGUGUGGGAUUGAAGAAAUGAAACUUGUUUCAGUCCAAAAAGUAAACCCGAGCUUUGUCAUUAACAGACAGCCACCAAUCCCCCUAAUAUAUUGUGAUGUUUCCUUGAUGUCCCGCGAAGAAAUCAAUUCUUUAACGCUUCAUAACCCAAGAGAGUACCAGGCUGAACUGUUUAGGUACGCCAUGCAUGGAAACUCUCUGGUAUUCCUUCCCACAGGAUCUGGUAAAACACUGAUAGCAGCAAUGUCAAUCAGUUGUAUGAAGAAGCUUAAUCCAGGAAAGCUUGCAGUGUUCAUAGUGGACCGUAUUCCACUCGCACAUCAGCAAGGCGAAUACAUCAAAAACCAAGUGCCCUCUUUAACUGUAGGGAUAAUGGCUGGUGACGCCGCGUCCUCAGAAGCAAACAAGUCCAACUCUGAACGAACCAUAAAAGGCCUUGCCGAGAACAAAAUUGACGUGUUGGUCCUGACUCACCAAUUGUUUCUUAACUUCUUAGCCGACCCAAAUGGAGCAGUUCGUAUGUCAGAUGUUUGUCUUCUUGUCAUAGACGAGGCUCAUCGUUGUCAAGGUAACCAUGUCUUCCAUCAGAUAAUCCGAGAUUAUUACGUUAAAGUGAGCCCUGACAAGUAUAAACCGUUAAUACUCGCACUAACGGCUUCACCCGCUGGGGAGACUACUUUAGAUGGCACGUUAAAGAACUUGGGUGGAUUGCUUGGUAGACUAUCUUGCUCUGCACGCAUGCCAGUAACAUCCGAAGAUUUACAACUCUAUGCUAAUAAACCUGUGGCUUGUCACAUAGUUAUUCCUCUUUCUCAACUCCAACGAAGCCUUGAAGAGGCAGUUGUGAGCUACCUUAAAACUAUUGACGCACGCUUGUUAAGGCAUGUUCCAAAUAGUACCAUCAAUGGAAUGUCCCCUUUGGGACCUAAUUACCGAGGUGCCCUGAGACAAAUCAUUUGCAAGUGCCACGAGGAGGAAAAUACAGAGGGACAUGCACUUGGAGAGAUGGCCAUGCAUUUUAUUGGGAUCUUGGAGCUCAACAAUGUACUGGGGUUCAAAGUCGCUAUGGAAUGCUUGCAGGAAUGUUUUGAAUUGAUUGAUAAUGCAUCUACUCCGAUGGAAAGUCAGAAGAAAGACCUUGUUUGCAAUGAUUAUAACUCUGAUCAUUUUAGAUGUCAAAUAUUAUCACUAAGCUUUUGUCGAGAAGUCGACCACGGGAAGUUUCCUCAUCUUGUAAAAGAACUCAAAUCAUUUGCCCUUCGAUGUCAAAACGAUCCUUCCUCGCGAGGAAUAGUUUUCGUUUACAUGCGAAAAACAGCCUACAAGUUCUGCCAACGGCUCCAAUCGUACCUGGAGAUAUCCAAAAUACUAAAACCGAAGCCGUUUGUGGGACAUGGUGAUGGAGGCGAUGGAAUGGCAUGGCUUGGGGAACAAGAACUCACCUUAAGGCAGUUCCGUUCUGGGGACACUAAGCUUCUAAUCUCUACUAACGUGUUAGAAGAAGGAUUAGAUGUACCGAUAUGUAACUUGGUGAUUCGGUUCGACACUUCACCGUCGUUGCGUUCCUUUGUUCAAAGUCGCGGAAGAGCGUCUCGUCGACCCGACAGCAAGUUUGUUGUUCUUUACAGUGAUCCCAAGAAGCACGAAGAAGCAGCUCUUGUCGAAGAAAAAGAGAAAAACAUGGAACUAGCUAUGAGAAUCCUCCAUAACACUUCAUAUGCGUCUGUCUCGCAAGCAAAUAAGUUCGUUUGUGAAGCAAGGAAACCGGAGGUCCCUGACCCCAAUAAACCACCUGAACGCGUUCUACUUCAGGAAGAAGCGCAUCUUCAAUACACCGAAGUUAAAACCCCUUGUGUUCAGGUCGUAGCGCACACGAUGCGAUCAAGCACGACUCAAGAAAUGCCACCAAUCAUUUCCUUCUUUAAUAGCCAAUUUGACGUAAAAUCAAUGGAACCGAGUGAAAAUAAGAUGAAUUAUAUAAAAAGCGAAGAAGAUGAUGAAUCUCCAUCCUCGGGAGCGUACCGGUUUGAACUAGAAUACCAACACGGGCAAAAUUCAUUUAUCUUCAUGGAAGAAGUUGCUAAAUCUUGGUGCAGUCGCCCGGUCGGCCCAAACAUCGUGCAUUCCCAAGCUUGGUUGGAACUCCUGGAUACAGGAAGAAGGAAACGAAAUGAAGAAGUAGAUGUUCUUUCGGCGGAGAUGUUGUCCGUAGGGUACUUUCGCCAUCCUACUAGUUUCUGCCAACAUUGGCCUGACCCCCUAGGAACAGAGCUACGAAAUAUCCGUCUUUUGUUCCAACACGAUCUUAACAUGCUCUUGGUCUUCUUCACUAUCACUGAAAAUGGGCGGAUGAAUUUAUAUGAAGUUGAAAUACCCUACACACAACUGGCAAGCUUUAUUAUCGUAGACAGAAAGGAGAAGUAUGCCAAUCUCUUUCUUUCCUUGAAUACUACGCCAAGAUUGUACAUGUCAGAAGACAGCGGGUUGAUGUGGGAGAAAAUUAUUCAAGACAGAGAAACUGGUUAUUAUUCUGGUGAUGAAUCUGACACUGAAGAAGGUAGCGAUGAUGAAGGAUAUCAGGUGGACUUAGUUAACGAUGAUGACAAUGGCGAUGUUGAAGUUAGCGCUGUUUAUGAUGCCGAUGCUGAUGAUGACGACGACGAUGAUGAUCGUCCUCACGAUGAAAAUAUUAUCCAUACAGCCGCUACUUCUGAAGAGAAUGAUGGCCCCACCUUUUCACACCCGAUACUGCGGGCUCUGAAUUCCAUCACAGAGUGGUUUCGAGUUUCGAGCGAUAGCCAAGACGCAUUUGGUCGGUGUUCAAACUACAUGCUUAAAAUCUCCAACACAGAUCUUGAUAAAGUUUAUUCUGGCCUUAAGUCGUGUGGUAAAGAUAUAUUUUUUGCCACAGUGAAAACCGAAAAAAGAUCCUUACUUAGGCCCACAGAGGUGUACCUUCCACCUCGUUUGGACGAAGACAUAAGAUAUGCUGUUCAGUGUUUGUUGGCUUACCAUCCAGUGGUACUUGGCCGUAUCACAGUCCUCAACUUUGGUCUUCUUCUAUCGAGCAAACCUAAGAACACCGCUCUGGCCGCAUUAGACAAACUUAGCAAAGUUCUUGACGAGGACAUAUUCUGUCAACCUGAACAGACGCUUGAAAAAAUCCUUCAAGACCCAAAUCUUCGUUGUCUACGCUUCACGCCUCAGUCAAUUCCUGGUCAUUGUGCUCUGGUCAAACGGUUGAUAAUUACACCAACCCGUCUCCUGUUCAGCCCAGAAGAAAUCAUGCAAAAUAACCGGGUUCUGAGAAAAUACUCUCCUAAAGACUUUGUCUGCGCGAACAUCCGAGAUGAAGAUUACUCCAGGAUUUCAUCAUCGAACUGCGAUCUGAGCAAAGUACUUUUUCAUAUAAAGAACGUGCUUGACGAAGGAGUAGAGAUUUGUGGAGAACGAUAUCUGUUUCUUGGUUGCUCUAACAGCCAGCUUCGUAGCCAUAGCUGUUGGCUUGUCAAGUCUUCAACGAAUCCAGGCGCCAUUCGAGCUUGGAUGGGAGACUUUUCGAAAAUCAGGUGUGUUGGUACGUAUGUUUCACGAAUGGGUCAGUGUUUUUCGACAUCCUUGGACACCGUUGGUAUAAGCAUCGAUGAUGGCGUUCGUUGGAAUGACCAAAACGAUAUUGUUACUGAAGACGGGAAGUAUACGUUUUCUGAUGGGGUUGGCGGAUUAUCACAGGAACUCGCCAAGGAGGUUUUAAAGAAGGUCGGAAAGAAGUUCAGGCCAUCUGCUUUCCAAAUCCGGUUUGCUGGCUACAAAGGAGUCUUAGCAGUUGACUCGCGGCUGUCUGGCAAGGAGGCGUAUUUUCGUCCAAGCAUGCGCAAGUUUGAAUCAACACAUCGAAGAUUGGAAGUUAUUCAAACCUCGCGUCCACAAGCUGUUUUCCUAAACCAUCAGGUGAUUAUGCUUCUUUCUAACCUGGGAGUGCCAGAGGAAGUGUUCCAACAGCUUAUGCGAGAGGCUUUGAAUAAUCUAGCAGGGAUGCUGUUAGAUGAACGUCGUGCCGUUCAACAGAUGUCCUCAGCAGUAAAGAUUGGUAUAGAAUAUCGCAGUCUUUCUGCGGCAGGCAUCCCCCUGACUGUAGAGCCGUUCUUUCGAUGUGUUAUCGCCGCCGUGUACUAUGACAGCUUACAAAGCUUGUUGACUAAAGCGAGAAUCAAGCUACCUGCAGAUAAAGCAAGAUUGAUGAUGGGUGUGAUGGAUGAAACUGGGACGCUCAAAUAUGGACAGGUUUUCGUGCAGUAUUCAGCAGUAUCCACCAACCCAAAAAGCAACGAGGAAUUUGAUUUCACCAAGAAGAUCGUUCUGAAGGGACCAGUGAUGGUCACACGAAAUCCAUGUCUACAUCCGGGAGAUGUCAGGAAGCUGGUUGCCGUGGAUACGCCUCAAUUAAGACAUCUUGUAGAUUGUGUUGUUUUCCCCAGUGUUGGGCCUAGGCCGCAUCCGAGCGAGAUGGCAGGCGGAGACCUCGAUGGAGAUCUUUACUUCGUUAGCUGGCACCAAGAUCUCUUCUCACAUCCAGAAAAAGACCUCUUCCCGCCAAUGGAUUACACAGCACCCCCCAAAAAACGCUCGCCAUUUGACAUCACCCCAGCCGACAUGACCAGCUUUAUAAUGGACUACAUACGAAGUGAUCAACUUGGGGUCAUCGAUAAUGCACACAAGGCGCACGCAGAUCGUCAGGCCCAAGGAGUGGAGUCAGAAAAGUGCUUAUUAUUGGCAGAAGCUCAUUCGUUAGCAGUUGACGCGCCUAAGACUGGGGUUUGGCCUGACGUUAAGUCAUUAGAUUUAGGUCUAGACCAGUAUCCUGACUUCAUGAUGAAGACAGACAAGCCAAGUUACAAGUCGAAUAAACUGUUAGGUAAGCUCUAUCGUGCUUGCCGUGCCUUUAAGAGAAACGCUGAGCAUAGUCUUCCGACUGACAUCCAAAGACCUGUAGUUGACCGCGCCUUUGUUGUCCAGGGUUACAAGAAGUAUGUUAAGGAGGCUCGUGACUUGUACUCGGAGUACAGCGAGAAUUUGGAUAGGUUGAUGACCAUAUAUGGUAUUAACACGGAAGCCGAAUUGGUAUCGGGAUGUUUUCGGAAACUGCACAAGCGUCUUAGCAGAGAACGCACUGAAGUCGCCGAAAUCGUCGAGAGACUCGUUAAUGACGUCCGGAUGAAGUUUAGAAAGCGAUUUUUCGAGGAAUUCAAAAUGGAUACAUCAAGACACAAGGCAGAAAACCUUCAGAGCAAUGAAAUGCACCGAAAGGGCUCUGCUUGGUACCACGUAGCAUAUGCCGAAGCGCCCAGUACUCCUCGUGGAGGUCCAAAACCCACACGGUUUCUAAGCUUUCCCUGGGUAGUUGAUGACGUCAUGGCAAGCAUCCGGGAACAAAGGAAAACUGGUUUAGCCUGUAGUUUUUCUGCCGCGCAGCAACGCGUUGUUCCGAGUGGUUUCGCUCAAGACGUCAGUGAGAUUCACUUCAAGGGACCGAAAGUGGACGUUAUAUCUAGGGACUUGAUGAAGCGUCUAGAAGAGGACAAAGAAAUGUUGCUGCAACAAUACAAACGCCGCCUGAGUGGAAGAAACCUUGUCGCUCAGUCAAUUCAGAAGGUGUACAGGGGCUGGAAUGUGGCGGUGUUUGGAUCCACUGCGACGUUGCUGUUUCGUGAAAAUUCCGACGUGGAUUUGUGCGUGUACGAGACAAAGUGGAAAAACCCUCGAAGCAGUAGCAAGAAGGAACAGCUUAAGCUAUUGAAGUCCUUGACACCAUUGAUGGGGAAGAUGUUUAAGAGUACACGGCUUGUUGCUAGAGCAAAAGUACCGGUAAUCUGCUGUAAGAAUUUCAAGAAUAAACAAGCCCCGCCCUUGUCUCUUGAAGUUCCCUUCGAUCUGAGCGCCUCGAGAGAUGGUCUGGAUAAAGCAAUCGUCGUUUCUUACUAUAUCAUGUCCGAACCACUCCUGCUUCCAAUCCUACGCUUUCUUCUCCUGUGGGGUCACAAGUCUGGUUUGACGGGUCACGGCAAAAGAGUAUGUGUCAACACCAACGCCCUUAUGUUUAUAUUCCUGAGUCACUGUUUGGGUAAUGGGUGUGUGAAUGAACUGAGUGGAGACGUGGUGAGACACUUUUAUGACAAGAACAGAGAACGGAAAUUUGUUGAUCAACUUCAAGACUGGGAGAAUAUUCUAGAAGGAUUGGUAGGUUCUAGCCAAGUUGGCGCAAACCAACCAAAUCUAAAAGGAUUUUUACCGGGGGAGGUGUUGAUUGAGUUCUUUGCCAGCCAUACUUCACUCGAUCGACUUAGAAUACCAGAAAGUAUUUCACGCUUGGUUAAUGCAAAAUGCGUUCAAGAUCUCCUCAAGUCUUGCUCGAUAAGCUUUCUCCAGGAGCAAAUGCAGCGCGCAUAUCAUUUGCUCGCUGUCCAUGGAGACCUAGAAACUCUCUUGAACCUGUGUGAAGCUGAAGUUCGUGAAACUAUUCAUUUAUCAACCGGACUCUCCGCAGCAAUGAGAGGAGCUGAAAGAGAGAACGCUCAUGAAAUUCAAGAACGAACCGGCGCUAAAGUCAGCAUCCGACGGAAGUUCCAGAGUUUCAUCUAUCGGUUGAUUGUCGAAGCUAGAGGGACGGAGCUCCAGGUUGAAGCUGUUGAACAUCUUAUACAGGAUAUGACUCGUACGACGAGUGCGAUGAGGGCCGCGUUUAUGUCCAUGUGUUUUGUUAAGGGCGCCAGCCAAAUCUUGUUUGAAGGUUACCGUGACGAUGACGACGUAKUCACGCUUGUCCCAUAUCACUCUUGCCACCACCCUCAGCACGAUGGAUCCCGUCUCUACACCCCUAUGCUGGCCACCCCCAUGCGCUUUAGUCCCGAGGACGCCCUGAGCCUCAAGGGUAGAGAGUUUGAUGAGUUCCGACGAAAGUUUCUCACCCAGUUCGCACUGGCUGCCAAAGAACACGAACCUGCACUGCACGGUGAAAUGGAGUUCGCUGUACGGUUUGGCCGUAUCUAUAUCUUUCGAGUCCCAAAGUCCUUUAUUGAAGAUGCUGAACCUGUUACAGUACAAAUGCUGCAGGCGAAUCUUAAGCGCGGUUAUAAGGCCAAGCCAACGGGGACUAAGAAGCCUAAACGUGAACUAGUUGUCACGAAUUCUGGCGUGACAAGACGAAAUGCAAGGUCACGCCAGAAACGACAGAAACCAAAGGAGAAAAAGGUUAAAGAAAAAAAGAUGCAAGAAAAACCGUGUCGCAGCUCGUACUUCACGAUUAUUAAAUCCAAGGAACAAGUGGAAAAGUUCCUCAGAAGAAGUGGUUUUAUCGAAGUGGCUUCUUUUGAAGUGUACGACGUAAACACGAAAGGAAAUGAAGAAUUGAAUGUGAAAUUUGACGGGGAUCUAAACUUCACCGAGCUUUGCUUUCCGUCCCUUCGUUGGUACCUCACUGACGUUAAACGAAGGUGGAGGAAAAGUCAACAGCAGAAAACCCAAGAUGGCGACGAGAGCGAUGUUCGAUUCAUCCUUCAGUCGCGUCGCUCUUUGAAUCAACAAGAAAUUCAGGACACCGAGUACGAAGUUUUUCAAGAGCUCAUGCAAAAGCCAAGCCAGGCUGUUCCCGCAACGAAACCAACCAAGAAGCAAAAACGCAUGUUUUGUAUUAAAGACGAUCUCUGGAAUGAAGUCAGUAUGGUCAGGCACAAGAAAACUCGGCUUUUUCGCAGCGAGCAAGAUGAUGAUCCGUUUCUGUCGCUUGUCACCGUAGAACUCAAGGAAGUAACGGAACAUUCGCGUCCGAUGACCGAGUGCUCUUGCUUUCGCAAGAAUUUUACGCGUCAUGAGCUUGACAUUCAGUUAGAUACACCCCCCUUAUCGACGAGUGAAGGGGAGCUGUCUGUGUUUUUAGAGAGAAUUUGGCAGUUAGCUUUCGAAAUUUCAACUUUUUUGUCUAAUGGCUAACUUCUCCUCUUUCCUUCCUUUUCCUCAAACUUCAUUCGACGACAUUCACCCAAUUUACUUUUUUUUCGGCGCGAGUCGUCACCUUGUAUAGUUGAUGCUGGAAGGUGUUACGAGGACCAAAAAGUUCUGACAUUGUUCUCGGAUUCCCAUACAAAUAGCAGAUAUAAUAGAUGCAUACAAAGUUGAUGCAAAUAAGACAACAAGCACUGUAUCGACCCGAUAGCUUCACUCGUAUAAUUUGUAAACAAAAGAAUAUCUCAUUGCGGACUCGACUGCAAAAACAGCUAUUCACUGAAAAUUCAGAUUUUUAAAUUUUCUUUCUAAACAGCAGUAAGAAAAGCUUUCAAUGAAGUUAGAAAGGUGAUAUUUUGCUCGUAUUUAGAGAGCUAACUAAACAAACCAAGCAAAUAUUAUAAUUUGUUUAAAAGGCAGUACAUUCGUACGGAAAUCAGAGCCGAACAAUGUGCGAACUUCUUGGUGACCGUAAAACAAUUCAACAACAGUUGAUACCACACGAUGGCUAGCCUUGUAAAGGUGAGUUAAAAACAAAUUUACCCAGUUUUCGUGGGUUAUUUGGAUAAGUUCCGUUCCCUCCCAUGCGGGACUCAACAGAAAAAUUAAACAGCUGGAAAACCAACUGAAGUUUGAUAAACGAUCAAAGAACGUGUUAUGUGGGUUGGUAUAAGACUACAUCACAUCAACGGCAUUAACCCGAAUGGAAAACAUAGCGGUUCAUAUAUUGCAGUUUUGAGAAGCAUUUGAUGAUCAGAUUUAAGAACUUCUAAUGACCGUCAACACGUGUGGGUUGUAAAAAGAAGAGGCCGGAAACUACUUAACAAGAGAUAUUGUUUUCUUUUUUGA
Messenger RNA from Actinia tenebrosa (Australian red waratah sea anemone), 9341 nucleotides. RefSeq lists its product as uncharacterized. Gene Ontology annotation, biological process: siRNA processing. NCBI's taxonomy places the organism in Eukaryota, Metazoa, Cnidaria, Anthozoa, Actiniaria, Actiniidae. The record is from RefSeq and is a predicted model, not a curated record. Gene Ontology annotation, cellular component: nuclear RNA-directed RNA polymerase complex. Gene Ontology annotation, molecular function: nucleic acid binding; RNA-directed RNA polymerase activity; ATP binding.